Molecule: messenger RNA, 2924 nt
Organism: Elaeis guineensis (African oil palm)
Lineage: Eukaryota; Viridiplantae; Streptophyta; Magnoliopsida; Arecales; Arecaceae
Product: DEAD-box ATP-dependent RNA helicase 48
Molecular function (GO): nucleic acid binding; ATP binding; RNA helicase activity
Source: RefSeq, a predicted model, not a curated record
UCCUUCUGAUUUUAUGCGUUCAUCAUGACCCGACUUAGCGUGCAAGGUGAUCCCGCGCUCUCAUGUCCCCAAAACCCAAAACCCUAGUCUCUAAACCCCCUCGCUUCCUCCCACAUCCACAAGCUCGGUCAUGGCGUCCUCCUCCCUCCUUCGAGAGCGCUCCAAAGCUCUCCCGAAGCUCCUCUCCCGCCUCUCCCUCCUCCGGCCGAUGGGCGGCGGACCCCGGACGUUCCCUGGUGGCCUCAACAAGUGGCAGUACAAGCGGAUGCACGAGAAGAUGGCGCGGCAGAAGGAGCGCCGCCUCCUCCAGCAGGAGAAGCAGCUCUACCAGGCCCGCCUCCGCUCCGAGAUCCGCGCCAAGCUCGCUGGAAAAGCCUCCAGCGAUGCCGCUGACUCCUCCUCUUCCUCCAUUGGCGGCUACGGUCCCAUGUCCUCCAAGGACCACAUCAAGGCCCUUGCCGACCGGUUCAUGAAGCCAGGGGCAGAGGACCUCUGGAACGAGGACGACGGACCCAUCCGAUCCGCCCCCCGGAAACGUCCCACCGAUCCGGCACCACCCAUCGAUCUGAGGAAGCUCGCGACGGACCGCCGUAAUCUGAUGGAAGACCGUGUUGGCGAGUCCAGAUCGUAUCUGGCUUCGUUUGAUCAGAGGAGGCAGUACUCCGUUGCGGCUGGGAGGGGAUUGAGGCCCGGAUCGAAGCCGAGGUGGAGGCAGAAUUCGUCGAGCGAAGAGGAUUCCGACUUAGAAUCAGGUUGUAAUUUGGAAGGGGAUACGGCCAAGAUGUAUCGAGAAACCAAAUUGGGGGUGAAAAAGGACUCAAGAUUUCCAAGGUUUAGCAUUCGAAGCGAGGAGGAAUUGGAUGAGGGGGGUGGAAAGAUUGCGAGGAAGAAGAUGAUGAGUGGGGCUGCCUUGGGGAACUAUGAUGUGAAGGCAGAGAGAAGGGUGCCUAGGCCUGUUGAAGAAAGGAGUAAUUUUGCCAAGGAAAUUGAAGAAAUUCGCAGCGAGCUGAGGAACAGGGACCUGUAUAGGAAUGAUGCGAGACACCAACGGGCACAGGAAGAAACACUUCUCACUAAAAGGAGAUUUGAUGAGUUCAGCAUAUCUCCACUGACAAUCAAGGCACUUGCAGAUGCUAGAUAUGUACAGAUGACUGUUGUACAAGAGGCUGCACUUCCAGUCUGCCUUGAGGGCAAGGAUGCUCUCGUGAAAGCCAAAACAGGCACCGGCAAGAGUGUAGCUUUUCUGCUUCCUGCAAUUGAAGCAGUCCUCCAGACGAUGAGGAACACUUUGAAUCAAAGAGUUCUGCCAAUAAAUGUUCUUAUUCUUUGCCCAACGAGGGAGCUUGCCAUUCAAAUUGCUGCUGAGACAAAUGUUUUAUUAAAGUACCAUGAUGGUAUUGGUGUUCAAACAUUAAUUGGGGGCACAAGAUUCAAGCUUGAUCAGAAACGUCUAGAUUCUAAUCCUUGCCAGAUUAUAGUUGCAACCCCUGGUAGGCUAUUGGAUCACAUUGAGAAUAAAUCUGGAUUUUCAGCAAGGUUAAUGGGUUUGAAAUUGCUUAUACUCGAUGAAGCUGAUCACUUACUAGACUUGGGUUUUCGAAAAGAUAUAGAGAAGAUUGUUGAUAGUGUGCCACGGCAGAGGCAGUCAUUGUUGUUUUCAGCUACAAUUCCUAAAGAGGUGCGUCGGAUAUCACAGCUUGUCUUGAAAAGGGAUCAUGUUUUUGUUGAUACAGUGGGCUUGGCAGGUGUGGACACUCCUAUUAAGGUGCUGCAGUCAUGCCUUGUUGUGCCACAUGAACUGCAUUUUCAUCUGGUUUAUCACCUUCUGAAGGAACACAUCAUGCAGGAACCAGAUUAUAAGGCUAUUGUAUUCUGCACAACUGCUAUGGUAACAGCAUUUAUGUAUGUACUUCUCCGAGACUUGAAGAUGAAUGUCAGGGAAAUGCAUUCAAGAAAGCCACAGCUAUAUCGAAGUCGUAUAUCUGAAGAAUUUCGAGAAUCCAAAAAUAUAAUUCUUGUAACCUCAGAUGUUUCAGCUCGUGGAAUGAAUUAUCCUGAUGUUACUCUUGUGAUUCAGGUUGGCAUUCCUUCUGACCGUGAACAAUACAUACAUCGGCUUGGAAGGACAGGACGUGAAGGCAAAGAUGGAAAAGGGUUUCUGUUGCUUGCACCAUGGGAAGAAUAUUUCAUGGAUGAUGUAAAUGAUCUACCCAUAGAGAAGUCCCAACCACCGGAGCUAGAUUCAGAUAUGAAGCAGAAGGUUGAAGAUUCCAUUGAAAAAAUUGACCCAAGCAUUAAGGAAGCAGCUUAUCAUGCAUGGCUUGGUUAUUACAAUUCAAUCCAUGAAAUAGGAAGAGAUAAAACCAUGCUUGCUGACCUUGCAAACCGGUUUUGUCAUUCAAUUGGCAUCGACAAGCCCCCAGCGCUUUUCAGGAAAACAGCUUUGAAGAUGGGACUGAAGGGCAUAGCUGGCAUUAGAAUAAGGAAGUGAAACCCAUAAACCCUCAGUCUGACCGAUUGUUAAUCUUUUCUUGAAUUAAUGCUGCUUCAAACCGGUGAACAAGGAUGGACUUGACGUUAUGUAAAUGACAUGAAGAGCAGCAUCAGCAGGUGAUUUUGUUGUUGCCUCCGAAGUUUUGGCGUUCUGAGCCAGGUCUCUUUGAUGCUUUGAGGCCUACAUAGCAAAAAGAGUUUUAACUUGUCCAAUCCACUCUGUACAGAUUGUAGACUCUGGGAUGGGAUUGAUGUUUUAUGUUGUCGAGGAACUGCUAUUUAUAUUUAUUUUGACAAUGUGUACACAUGAUGUAGGAUAUCACCAAUGGUUCAGAAAUUAUCUUAAUAGUCCUCAUGUCACUCCAUGUAUUAUUUAUGUUGAUGUAAUUAUCUUCUGUUGAGUUGUUUGGUAACAAGUACACCUCUAACCA